AUGAGGACGGCAACCGCGUCUGCCAGCUUGCUGGCUCUGGCCUCCACGGCCGCCGCCAUCAAGGGCUUCAACUACGGCAGCACCUUUACCACUGGCGCCGCCAAGACUGAAUCGGAUUUCGAGGCGGAAUUCAGAACUGCAGCCGGCCUCGAUGGCACCAGCGGCUUCACCAGUGCUCGUCUGUACACCAUGAUUCAAGCUGGAACAACAAGCGAUCCCAUCUCGGCCAUUCCCGCAGCCCUAAACACGGGCACCACACUACUCCUCGGUCUGUGGGCAUCGGGCGGCGAGACUGUUUUUGCCAACGAGAUUCUCGCCCUGAAAGCUGCCAUCCAGCAGUACGGCAGCGCCUUCGCCAACGCCGUGGACGGCAUCUCCGUCGGCAGCGAGGACUUGUACCGCAAUUCGCCCCAGGGCAUUGCUGCGGGCUCAUUUGUGGGCGCCAACCCGGAUGUGAUUGUCAACUACAUCAACCAGGUCCGAGAUGCGAUUGCUGGCACUGCACUCUCGGGUGCCAAGAUUGGACAUGUUGACACCUGGACCGCUUGGGUCAACGGCUCCAACCAGGCCGUCGUCAACGCCUGUGACUGGAUCGGUCAGGAUGCGUACCCGUACUUCCAGCAGGAGAAUGCCAAUGCCAUUGGCAACAACAAGGCUCUUUUCGACGAGGCUUUGGCGGCCACCACUGGCGCGGUUGGUGGUAAGCCCGUCUGGGUCACUGAGACGGGCUACCCCGUCAGCGGUAAGACGGUCGGUCAAGCCGUGCCGUCUCUGGAGAACGCCGAGACAUAUUGGCAGGAAGUUGGAUGCCCUCUCUUCCAGUCCAGUAAUGUCUGGUGGUACACGCUCCAGGACGCUGCCCCAGCAACACCCAACCCAAGCUUUGGCAUCAUCGGCAGUACUCUUACCACAACUCCGCUAUACAACCUGACGUGCGGUGCCGUCGGUGGUGCCGGCUCCUCCUCGUCUUCGUCGUCAGCAGCUUCAUCCGAGCCCACGCCGUCUAGCUCUAGCAUCGCCCCUUCGAGCUCUGCAGCACAGUCCUCUGCCGGCCAAGGCAGCUCCCAGGCUCCACCAGCGACCUCGUCCGUCCCCGACUCUGGCGGCAGUCCCGGAGGCAUUCCUAGCUCGCAGAUUGUGAUCGAGUCGUCCGAGACCGUGACUCCGUCCGUCACAACCACGUACCCUAGCUCGGCAGCUGCUACUCCAAGCCAGGGUGGUGGCACCGGCGGCGGCAGCGUCAGUACUGGGGGCAGCAGCAUUGGUGCCGGAGGCAGCAGCUCCUCUGCCACCACCCCGAGCACCACCGCCUCUACGUCCGCUCCGGCAACCGUUCCCACACUCGUCGGCGGACAAGGCAGGUCAGCGGUCGCAUCGAGCGCGACAUUCUUUGCAUUUGUCGUCGCCGUAGUGGCAGCGGUCCUGAUUUGA
Microdochium trichocladiopsis is the source of this 1431-nucleotide messenger RNA. Its product is annotated as glycoside hydrolase superfamily. Gene Ontology annotation, biological process: cell wall organization; carbohydrate metabolic process. NCBI's taxonomy places the organism in Eukaryota, Fungi, Ascomycota, Sordariomycetes, Xylariales, Microdochiaceae. Gene Ontology annotation, cellular component: cell surface; extracellular region; fungal-type cell wall. The transcript is spliced from 3 exons. The coding region runs from base 1 to 1431 and encodes 476 amino acids. Gene Ontology annotation, molecular function: glucan endo-1,3-beta-D-glucosidase activity; 1,3-beta-glucanosyltransferase activity. The record is from RefSeq and is a predicted model, not a curated record.